Klebsormidium nitens is the source of this 729-nucleotide messenger RNA. Lineage: Eukaryota; Viridiplantae; Streptophyta; Klebsormidiophyceae; Klebsormidiales; Klebsormidiaceae. The record is from the annotation of a GenBank genome assembly.
CCCAUUCUGCAGAAUCAGGAUCCAGCUUGAAGUUGAAGUUGGAGCGCCUCUUCGAAGUUUUGAGAGCUUUGAGCAGGGAAAGGAGGUACCUGUUGCGGAGCUUCCUGUUCGCCAAGGAAGACCAGCUUAGGUUGCGGCUGUCACAGAGAAAGGAGCAGGAGGCGGCUUGCUCGGGGUACAUUCUGCACGCGGCAAAGUGGAACACUCCGCAGAGUUAGCUGUUUGCCCCGCGCGCUCCUGGCAACCAUUCCUAUCACAGGGAAACGAUUUUAGCUAGUGGUAAACACAGGAAGACUUCUUCCCUUUUUGGUAAACUCUGAAAGAAGCUGCUUCUAGCAAAGUCCGGUAAUUUUUAAUAUGGACAUUGAUCAGCAGCCUUCGGCGGUUUGUCUGUCAACGCACCAGGGGCAGGUCCACCGAUGCACCUACAACUGCUCCAUCACACACGUUCUGGGGAACCUGUACCAGUGCAAGGACAGCGGAGCGACGCACGUGUGCGACUUCAAUUGCGACCAGAGGAUCGUGUAUGACAGCCACAGCAGCAUCUGCAGAGCCAGCAGGAAGAUCCUGCCGCUCAGCUCUGCAGAUGUGGUGAGGGGCGUCCGGCGGGGUCGGUGUGAGGAGGACGGGGGAACACUACGGUCAAAGAGGAGCAGGGACCUGGGGGGGUGCAUUCCGCACCUGGUUCUUGGGGGGGAGUACUGGACAGAAGACAUGUCCCCUGUCUAA